Anolis carolinensis (green anole) is the source of this 2159-nucleotide messenger RNA. RefSeq names its product vomeronasal type-2 receptor 26-like. The record is from RefSeq and is a predicted model, not a curated record. Gene Ontology annotation, molecular function: G protein-coupled receptor activity. The transcript has a single exon. The coding region runs from base 1242 to 2141 and encodes 299 amino acids. Lineage: Eukaryota; Metazoa; Chordata; Lepidosauria; Squamata; Anolidae. Gene Ontology annotation, cellular component: plasma membrane. Gene Ontology annotation, biological process: G protein-coupled receptor signaling pathway.
GUUUUCUAAGGCCAAGAAUGUGUGAUUUACCCACCACAUUCAUGGCCAAGUUGGGAUUCUAAAUCUGUUCUUCUGAGUUGCAGUACAAUGCUCAAACCACUGUGUUGUGUUGGUUUGGUUACUUUUCCCCUCAAACUGUUGAAGAUGUAUAAAAACAUGAAAAAAAAAUAUGUUGGAAAUGUUAAGCACACCAAGGUACUUUCUAUUAUAUGUGGUGGACAUGUAACAAAGCAAAAGAGUAUUGGAAAUUGGAACAAAAUUUGUUACAAGAUAUAUUUAAAAUCAGGUUACGAUUAGGUUUAACUUUAUUUUUAUUGGGACAAACAAAAGCCAUGAAUUUCGAGUCAGUACGUCAUAUGAUUAUUUUGCAGAAAGACUACUCUAUGUACAAAAAAUACAGAACUAAAGAACUACCUCUGAAAGAAAAUUGAAUGAUAAAAGUUUUAGAAUUGGCAGAAAUUGAUAAUUUUUAAAACCCUUGAAGGUUUUGAAGAUUGAAUAACAAAAUUUAGACAGUAGGUGGAAUGCAGAAACUGUCUAGAAUGAUAGAUUAGCAGGGUUAUAACAAUAUUUUCUCUGUGUGUCUUUGAGGUGGGAGGUGGGAAGUCCAUUUUAAUAUUUUAUUAAAAUUUGAUUGUUUUUCAAUAUGGCGUAUGGGGAAAACUAAUUGAUGUAAAUAAAUAAUGAUAUGAGCAGUAUAGGAAAAAAAUCAUAGUCUUUAGAAAUUGUAUGGUAAUACUUAUGUUGCUGAAAAAAUAAUAAAAAGGUAAAGGUUUCCCCUUGACAUUAAGUCUAGUCGUGUUCGGGGGUUAGUGCUUGUCUCUAUUUCUAAACCUAAGAGCCAGCAUUGUCCAUAGACACCUCCAAAGUCAUGUGGCCAGCAUAACUGCAGGGAGCGCCAUUACUUUCCCGCCGGAGCUGUACCUAUUGAUCUACUCACAUUUGCAUAUUUUCAAACUGCUAGAUUGGGGUUAACAGCGGGAGCUUAUCCCACUCUCUGGAUUCGAACCACCAAACUUUUGGUCAGCAAGUUCAGCAGCUCAGCGGUUUAACCGCUGCACCACCCGGGGCUCCAAAAAAUAUAUGGAUAGAUUUUUAAAAUUAUGGAAAUUAAGGAGUUGGUGGCAAUUACUUCUUUCAGAGUUUGGGUAAAUUUCCUUGAUUUUGUGUUAUUCAAUUCACUGCACAUUCACUGAAAUGAACUAUAUUUUCAUUCCAUCUGUCAUUUCUUCUUUUCAGACAUGGAUACUUGCUUUGAAUGCCCGAAAGGACAAUACCCAAGCAAUGAUCAGCAUGAAUGCAUUCCUAAACAUAUUAUCUUCUUGUCUUACCAUGAACCUUUGGGAGUCAGUUUAACCAUUCUUUCCCUCACCUUUGUAUUUAUCACAGCUUUGGUGCUCGGGAUCUUCUUUAAGUACCAGGAUACUGCAAUUGUCAAAGCUAACAACCGCAGUCUAUCGUAUGUUCUACUCAUUUCUCUCCUCCUCGUGUUCAGUUGUGUUUUCUUGUUCAUUGGUCAGCCUAAUCAUCUCAUAUGCUUACUUAGAGACUGUCUUUUUAGUGUCCUCUUUACAGUAGCCCUAUCAUGUGUGUUGGCCAAAACAAUCACAGUGAUUCUAGUUUUCAAGGCCACCACACCUGAGUCCAAAAUGAAGAAAUGGGUGAGCAAGCCACUGGUCAAUUCCAUUGUGUUUUCCUGUCCCUUUAUUAAACUCAUUAUUUGUAUGGUGCGGCUGAUCAUUUUCCCCCCAUUCUUAGACUCUGAUAUGGAGUUAAUGGCCAAAUACAUUGUCCUGUAUUGUAAUCCCGGUUCACAUCUAAUGCUCUACAGUUGCCUCAGCACUUUUGGUCUGUUGAUUAUUCUAAGUUUCAGCAUGGCUUUCCUUGCCAGGAAACUUCCUGACAUUUUUAAUGAAGCCAAGUUCAUCACCUUCAGCAUGUUGGCAUUUUCUAGUGUAUGGCUCACCUUUAUUCCAACCUACCUGAGUACAAAAGGAAUAAAUAUGGUGACUGUGGAGAUCUUCUGCAUCCUAGCAUCAGGUGCAGCAUUGCUCAUAUGUAUAUUUUCUCCUAAAAUCUAUAUCAUAUUGCUAAAGCCUGAGCUAAACAACAAAAAGCUGUUAAUAAGGACAAAAACCUGAAAUGCUUAAAGCCCUCAG